This is a messenger RNA of Vigna umbellata (rice bean), 489 nucleotides long. The record is from RefSeq and is a predicted model, not a curated record. NCBI's taxonomy places the organism in Eukaryota, Viridiplantae, Streptophyta, Magnoliopsida, Fabales, Fabaceae.
AUGCAGGUUGGUCAAACAGCCAAGAAGUUGGAAGAGAUACCUAUCAAUAGUUUUGGGGCUAAUACUGAAGUUAACCCCAAGGAAGAAUGCAAAGUUAUUAAGGCACCUCCUCCUAAGGUUAAAGACCCAGGAAGUUUCACCAUUCCUUGCACUAUCAAUGGCCAUAAAAUAGGGAAAGCCCUAAUUGAUUUAGGGUCCAAUAUCAAUUUCAUGCCCUUAUCUGUUCUUGAAAAUAUUGGCGGUCUUGAAGUCCAGCCUGCAAAGAUGACUCUGUUUAUGGCGGAUGGAUCCACCAAAAAGCCCUAUGGUGUGGUGGAGAAUGUGAUGGUACAAACUGGCAAUCUGAGAUUCUUGGUGGACUUUGUUGUAAUGGAGAUGGAGGAAGAUUUGGAGAUCCCUAUUAUUUUUGGUAGGCCUUUCAUGAAAACGGCCAAGGUGAUCAUCAAUGUUGAUGAUGAAACUAUAGCACUCAAAAACCAAGAAGAAGAG